This is a messenger RNA of Aplosporella prunicola CBS 121167, 1617 nucleotides long. RefSeq lists its product as uncharacterized. The record is from RefSeq and is a predicted model, not a curated record. The transcript is spliced from 2 exons. Bases 1 to 1617 code for a protein of 538 amino acids. Gene Ontology annotation, molecular function: protein binding. Lineage: Eukaryota; Fungi; Ascomycota; Dothideomycetes; Botryosphaeriales; Aplosporellaceae.
AUGGACGACUCCCCGCCUAAGGAGAUCGUCCCAAUGCCGCCCACCCUCUCCCCGUCGCGUCCGACCUCGGCCCCCAAGCCUUCACUGCUGCCAGCCUUUGAGCCUCUCUCCUCGUCGCCCCUGCCUCGCGCUCCGAAACGCAAGUUCGACGAGACCUCUGGUCUCCCCAAGGUCGAGCUCAAAUACUAUCCUACGCCAAUGCCAACCUCGUCCACUGGCAUGUUGCCGUCGUCCCCGCCGCAGCACGCCAAGACCGGCUUGCAGCGCACUCUGUCCACCUUGACCGAGCGCAACCCGCUCUGUGCCGUCCCCUCCAUCGAGAUCCCCGCAAAUGGCGAGCCCAUUCUCAUGGGGAGGUCCAGCAACUCGUCUCACCACCAGCUCUCUGCCAACCGUCUCAUCUCACGCGUCCAUGUGCGCGUGCAAUACAACGCGCCUAGCUCCGAGCACGUGUCGGGCGAGAUUGUGAUAGAGUGCAUGGGCUGGAAUGGCUGCAAGAUCCAUUGCCGCGGUCAAAUCUACGAGCUGGUCAAGGGUGAUACCUUCUCGUCUGACAAGCCUUCAGCGGAAAUUAUGCUGGACGUGCAAGACACUCGUGUCUUGAUUGUCUGGCCCUUCAGCGGCAGAAAGAGGAGCAUGUCAGCGGGUUCUGACACGACGUAUUGCGAAGAUACCCCAACAAGGAGAAGGUUGCCUUCGGUCGCCCGCUUCGACUCCAGCCCUCCGCCCAUGGUCCCUCAAUCCCCCGAGUCUCCUGCACGUUCUCAGCAGCUUGCUGAAGCGAACGACUUGACUUUCCUAGCCUCCGACCCUGCAGAACUUCCCGAAGUUCCUGCGGUGCAGGUAUAUGAAGACGGUGAGUCUGGCGACGACCAGGCCAAGGCUGCUGCUCCUGCUGCUGUUGCUGCUGCCCCAACCUCUCAGACCUUUUACUCGGGCUCAACUGUAGAGGAUUUUAAAUCCGAGGAGCCGCGGGAUUCCUUCCGCUCUGACGAGUUCUCAGACCGAGACGAAGAAAACGAUCCUGUCGUCCACUCGUUCGGUCCAUUCGGUGAAAACAUUCUGUCGCGCAUGGCGUCCUUCCCGCACAACCGUUACCCAACGUCCCACCCUCGCCCCAAGCGCCCCAUGAGGGAGAGAUCGGGCUCGCCUCAGCAAGCACGUACCGGUGCCGACUCCACGACACGCCCCAAGGUUAACGACUCCCCCGUCAAAAACCAUGUCAUCAACCAGCUCGCCUUCUCUCGCCUGCACUCAAUGCCGCUGUCGACGAUACUAGGUAAUCUCCCAGUCGAACUGCGCGGUGGCCCUGAGAUUCGUCGUCCUCGCCGCUCCGGCAAGGACAGCCUUCUUGAAGAGCAGGCUGCGGAGGCUUCGGCCCGCCUUACGGGCACGGAUCUGCAGCACCUGCUGGAUCACAUUCCGUGCAUCGGCGAGAUCAACCGGGUAGGCAAAGACGCUUCUGGUAAGGAGUUGGAGAACGAGUUCUACUACGUCCCGGAAAUGGACGACAACGAGCAUCGGCGCGAAGCAGUUAUGGGCGGCAUUGGUGGAACCGGUCUCAGGUCUGUGAGAAAGAGCCACAAGCAAUACUACUGGAAGCGUCCGCGCCAUUGA